UUUUCUUCUUACAUCAAUUCAUCUGAAACAGAAGUUUGCCUUGUAGCCAUAGAUUUCGCAAGACUAUCUACAAAUAUAGGCGAUUUACAAAACUUCUUCAAUGUUCACAAAAAACUAACGACAGUCAUAAUUGACGCAUUACUUUAUGACAACAAAUUUCACGAAUUUAAGAGAGAGGCUGUGUUAAAUGAUCCAACAAUUUUAUCAUCUUUUGAUUGUAGAUCAAAACCAGUUCAAAGAUCCAGAAAAGUCUAA
Cokeromyces recurvatus is the source of this 255-nucleotide messenger RNA. RefSeq lists its product as uncharacterized. The annotation marks the transcript as partial. NCBI's taxonomy places the organism in Eukaryota, Fungi, Mucoromycota, Mucoromycetes, Mucorales, Mucoraceae. The transcript is spliced from 2 exons. The record is from RefSeq and is a predicted model, not a curated record.